UGUUUACUUCUUCCAGGAAUACUGGAAGUGCUACUGGAGAGGAGGGGGAGAGGGGGCUCGGUGAAAUUGUGAAAUUGUGAAACAGCUUUCCUGGAUAGAGUUAGGUUGCUCAGCAUUUGGAAAGAGAACCGUAGACCGACAUUAACGCCAGGAAAAUCUCGAGCUGAAUUCCCUAAUUUUCCCGUAUUAAACGGCUCUUUAAACAGCGCGAGACUUCAUCAAGAGAGACUAGAAUGCCUCAGCUUGGACGCCUGUUUUCUCAGUUUCAUCUCAGCUCCAAAGCUUCAGAAAGUUCCCAAGACAAGAUCCCAAAUCAGACAGCAACACUACCUGACUUUAUACAACAUGUCAGGAAACUCACCGGGAUCAGAAAAGAAGAUAUUUACUGCAAUCUGCGUAUCCCCGACCAGUUUCAGACCGCCAAAGAUGACAUCAACAUUGUUAUCCUCACAGGCCAGGGGAUCUUCUGCAUAGAUGUAAAACCAUGGAGAGGCACAGUUUCCGCUCAAAACCAGAACUGGCAUGUGCAAGUGAAGGAAGAGGACCAAAAUGUUGCCAAUACCUGCAUUGAGCAGAUUGAAGAUCCCCUCAAAGCUAUCAAGACUAAGACAGCUAACUUAUGUGGCCAUUUAAAGAGGAGUGGAGUGUCUGUGCGCCAAAGCCUCUUCUUCCCAAGAGUUAUCUUCCUCUCUCAAAACUGCGAGCUGGAUGAGGAGCUGAGGAAGAGGAGGGAGCUGGUCUCCCACAGCCAGAUAGACGGCUUCCUCAGAUCUUUCAGGGAGGGCUACAUAGGCUGGAUAUCGGAUGCACUGACUCCAUCCUGGCUCUCUGGUCAUCUGUCGUACAGGCAGAUGGACUCCGUGCGGGAGGUCCUGAGGAGGGUGGGGACGUGGGAUCUGGUGCGGCUGCACUGUGGCGAGCAGCUGAAAGGAGACUUCCAGAGCUGCCAGUACAUCGCUCUCGACCGACAGGAGACAGAGACGCUCGAGUUUACCAGAGUCCAGACCCUGUCAACUGAUUCGCUGUGGGCCCUGCUGGGACACGCUCCUCAGGUAACAGUUCGAAUGUACAAGCGUGGAUCUCAGGGCUGGCUGGGUAAAUCCCUAAACGCCACCACAACUAUCCCCUCCAACACCUCUGUGAUCUUCAGAAUCAGCGGGGAGGAAGCAGAUGCCAAAAUCCCAGCAAACACCAUUCACAGCAUCACACUCAGCAACUGACGGUGUGUAUCGGUCAAUAAAUGGAAUAGCUGUUACAACAUGCCGCUGUGGGAAAGAGGAAGCAUUCAGAUGCAUCAAAGAAAACCUCUUAAUUUAGCUCAAAUCUGUUUUUACCGAGUGACUUUUACUAUCCAGAGUUUGUAUUUUGUUAUAUUGUAAUAUUGUACUAAAAACCCAAGUUCUGAAUGUCUUUAAGUGAGAAUUUAUUGUAAAAAAAAAUAAAAAGGCCAAUUUCCCUGA
Perca fluviatilis (European perch) is the source of this 1460-nucleotide messenger RNA. RefSeq lists its product as uncharacterized. NCBI's taxonomy places the organism in Eukaryota, Metazoa, Chordata, Actinopteri, Perciformes, Percidae. The coding region runs from base 234 to 1220 and encodes 328 amino acids. The record is from RefSeq and is a predicted model, not a curated record. The transcript has 7 exons.